GCAAGAGAGUCGAGAAGGCAGUAAUCACUUUCUGGGAACGAAACAAAUUUGAUUAUGACAACCCCCCAGCCCUUGCUCUUGCACCCUAUCAGCUUUGAAACAAAUGUAAAUAUGCAGGAGCUGGAACUGCGCAUCAACACUUCAGGAACGCAUGUUGUUGCGCUGUUUGUCCGAAGCGUGCUGCUGCCUCUGUUCAACACAAUAUCAUCAAAAGAUCUCAAAACGAUCUCCGUUGUUACGCAAUGCGAAUACGCGCUGGAUACAGAUGCCCUGCUUAAUGCAUUCGAUCAAGAUGCCUGUCUUCAGAUCGAUGAGCGUUUAGCGCAGGACAAUUUUGCCAAGCUGCGAGACAUAUCCAUAGCGUUCUACGAAGACGUAUCCACAGCAUUCUACGAAGACAUAAGUGGGAUGCCCGACUUACAGAAUGUCAAGUUUCUCUCAGAGAUCGGUGCGCGUUUUCCUAGACUGAUUGACAAGAACAUGUUGACGUGCGUCAUCUUCGCUUCUUGAAUACCUGACUGAACUCACAUAGGACCAGUAUCCAUUAUCUGAGAGACCAAUUUCCAAGUGAUGCUGAGAGGGCAUUGAAGGCCGAACAAUUGGCCAAUAAGCAGCCUGGUCCACCCGAGCAAGCCGCCGCAUAGGCAAAUCCUGCUUUUUCGCUCAUACCAUCUCGCCUUCACUUUCCUCUCCAAAUCAUCCUGGACAUGCCGCUCCUACGGCGGCGCCCAUCCCUCUUUUCCGGCCAAAUCCCAUUCCGUCUACAGAUCAUGCAGAUUU
Molecule: messenger RNA, 780 nt
Organism: Laetiporus sulphureus 93-53
Lineage: Eukaryota; Fungi; Basidiomycota; Agaricomycetes; Polyporales; Laetiporaceae
Exons: 2
Coding region: 55-510 (151 amino acids)
Source: RefSeq, a predicted model, not a curated record